CCCCGCCAUAAUCUAUCGUCUGCUUGUUGACUCAAAACGGCAGAGUCGACUCACUUAUACGCAACCUACAAAUUUACACCUAAAAUUUAGGGUCAUAAAUAGCUUCGAGUUCAUAUAGUAGCCGUCAAAAUGAAGGCAGACGAGCUCGUUGCCGUAUCAACCUCCCUAGGAGGAGACUUCAAGUCUAUCGAACCUCACCUUAUUCGACUUGAGAAGCAUCUCACCUUGAGAACUUACCUUGCCGGAUAUUCUCUAAGCGAUCUAGACACUAAGAUCUGGCUUGCCAUUAAAAACAAUCGCGUUGCCGUAUCUUUCGUCCGCAAAGGGACAUACCCAAACCUUCACCGAUGGUUUACCUAUAUCGAACAAGUCCAUCCCGAGUUCCAAGCCGAAGUCAAGGCUGCCGACUCAGCACGGAAGGCCAAAAUCCAAGCUGCUAGUCGAGCUGGCGCGAGUUAUAACCUGGCACUACAGGAUACCGACAAGGGAGUCGUCACUCGAUUCCUCCCCGAGCCUUCGGGAUACCUUCACAUCGGACACGCCAAAGCCGCGUUGCUUAGCGAUUACUUUGCGCAUCAAGCUUACGAUGGCAAGCUUCGCCUGAGACUAGACGAUACGAACCCGAGUAAAGAAAAGGAGGAAUACCAGGAUGCUAUCAUCGAGGAUCUUGCUCUUAUGGGAAUUAAGCCUGAUGUGGUCACAUAUACUUCGGACUACUUCGAUCACCUCUACGACACCUGCCUCUCCCUCAUAAAGAGUGGGAAUGCUUAUGCCGAUGAUACGGACGUAGAAACCAUGCGCGAAGAGCGAGGAAAAGGUAUUGCUUCUAAGCGACGAGACAGGACUGUUGAGGAGAACUUGGCCAUCUUCGAAGCGAUGAAGAAUGGUACCGAGGAAGGACUCAAGAAUUGUAUUCGCGCAAAGAUCUCGGUCGACAACCCGAACAAGGCUAUGCGCGACCCGGUCAUCUACAGGUGCAAUCCCAAUGACCCGCAUCACCGCACAGGUACCAAGUGGAAGAUGUACCCCACCUACGAUCUCGCAUGCCCCGUCGUCGACAGCUUGGAGGGUGUCACGCACGCCCUCAGGUCCACCGAGUACACGGAUCGAAACCCUCAGUUCCAAUGGUUCCUCGACACGCUGAAGCUACGCCAGGUGUACAUGUGGGACUUUGCUCGUAUGAAUUUCAUCCGAACUUUCUUGUCCAAGCGCAAGCUUGCUAAGCUAGUUGAUACCGGCCGAGUCUGGGGCUGGGACGACCCACGAAUGCCGACCAUCCGGGGUAUUCGCAGACGAGGUAUGACCAUCGCCGCGCUCCGCGAUUUCAUCCUGAAGCAGGGUCCGUCCAGGAAUGUCGUGUCCAUGGACUGGGCUAGCUUCUGGGCCACGAACAAAAAGGAGAUUGACCCGGUUGCACCACGACACACCGCCAUUCUCAAGAAGGACCACGUCAAGGUCGCUAUUAUGGGAGACGAAACCCCUGCCGAGCCACGUACCGAGGAAAAGCCACUCCACCCUAAGAACCCCGCCGUCGGAACUAAGAAGGUAGCUUUCAGCAAAGAAUUGAUACUGGACCAGGAAGACGCCAAGUCAUUCAAGGACGGCGAGGAGAUAACUCUAAUGCAAUGGGGCAAUGCUUUUGUCAGAGCUGUCGCCAGCGGUGAUCCAAUCACUAGUAUUACAUGCGAGCUACAUCUCAAGGGAGAUGUUCGCACUACCGAAAAGAAGGUUACGUGGCUCUCGACGCAGGGGCAGAAGCUUAUUGAUGCGGAGCUCUGGGAAUUUGACUACCUGAUCACGAAGGACAAGCUCGAGGAAGAGGACGAUCUAGAACAAUUCCUAAACCCCGUGACGGCGACGAAGGAGGACGCGUUUUGCGACGAAGGUGUCGCCAAGCUUAAGCAGGACGAUAUUAUCCAGCUAGAGCGAAGAGGAUACUAUCGCGUAGACAAGGCGUAUGACGAGAGUGGUGAUAAGAAGAUUGUCCUAUUCGCCAUCCCCACGGGCAAGAACAAAUAGAUAGAUAAAACGUGUAGAUAUCUAGACCCUGUUAAUGAAAAAGCCGAAUGAUGAUAGACAUU
Molecule: messenger RNA, 2081 nt
Organism: Daldinia vernicosa
Lineage: Eukaryota; Fungi; Ascomycota; Sordariomycetes; Xylariales; Hypoxylaceae
Product: glutamyl-tRNA synthetase
Exons: 2
Coding region: 130-2019 (629 amino acids)
Biological process (GO): translation; glutamyl-tRNA aminoacylation
Cellular component (GO): cytosol; methionyl glutamyl tRNA synthetase complex; cytoplasm
Molecular function (GO): glutamate-tRNA ligase activity; ATP binding
Source: RefSeq, a predicted model, not a curated record